CGAUUAUUUUGCCCCUCGGAAAGUAAAAUGGCAAACACGACAACCCCAAUAAGAAAGAAAUUUUCAGUAGGCAAGUUAAUAUUAUCAUGUCUACUGGUUGGAUUGAUAGCAAUAAUUGCGCAUUUUAUCCUCAAAUACAUGUACUCCUUUGUGUGGCUCAACGAGGACACGGAUGCAAGGAUUUUCUACUCGUGGAGAACGAAGCACGCCGACAAACACAUGAUUGGCCCAUACGAACAUGUGGCGGAUAAGACUUGGGAUACAAGCAAUAAAGAGUUGAAAGACUUUCUAGAGUUUGCGCAGGGCUCGAAGAAGAUGCUCGAUGACAAGGGACCAGAGCAUUUCCCUCGUGGUUCUAUGCAGUACUACACGCACACCUUUGAAUGGAAUGACAGCGUGUUCCUACCUGUGAGGAAGCAUUUGAUGACAAUGACGACUAAGGACGCAAGUGAGAACAAAGACGUGAAGGUUAUUUAUUUAGAUCUGCCAGAUUUUAAGCUCAGUGGUCUAGGGAAUGACCAUUUGGAGAACGUAGAUAACAUGCACGAUGCGAUGAGCGACCUCGUUUCUCUUCUCAGAUGUUUGAUUGAUAUCAAGAAGGAAGACAAGCUGCUUGACGGUACAGAUCCAGAGAAAAACAUCAUUAUCGAUCAUACAUUUAAUCUUUGGAAUAAGAUGGAAUACAAAUACACGGUGCGCAAUGGAGAUAAGAAAAAGACCACUGAUCUAACAAAAGCACACGUAUUGAAAUUCUACAGGAAUCUUGCCAGAGCCAGCACCACGGUAUUUGAGUCGUUCAUGUAUUCGAGGAUGUUUUUCAUGUUUUACUUCUACACCACGUCUGCAUUCCCUGAUGAAGAUAACACUGAUAAGAGGUUUGAGAAUGCCACGAAGAUGUUUACACACAUCAUGUCGCGGGCAUACAAGGAUCCAGCGGAUGCGAAAAAGGAAUCAAAGUUUGCUGCCGGGUUUAGGAAGUUUUAUUCACCCAAAAUGCUGGAUUUGCCAGAUUUUGACAAUAAUGAAGCUACGAGGGUUGUAGACGAGAUAGGCAUACAGGAUUAAAGGUUUAUUUUUCGUCA
This is a messenger RNA of Vavraia culicis subsp. floridensis, 1082 nucleotides long. RefSeq lists its product as uncharacterized. NCBI's taxonomy places the organism in Eukaryota, Fungi, Microsporidia, Pleistophoridae. The record is from RefSeq and is a predicted model, not a curated record. The transcript has a single exon. Bases 28 to 1065 code for a protein of 345 amino acids.